AUGGAUGCAAUAGAGUUGAGCAACAUGAAAGUAGGGAAACGCAGCAUUGUUAACAGCAUUACCAAGACACUUCGCAUUUUCGAACUAUGCGCCGCUCUCUUCUUCCUUACGUGGUUCCUCGCGCGUCUCCCUUUAGCUCUGCGGCUCUCCGCCGACUAUCUCCGCAGUCCUCUCUUCGUCUUCGCCGUUUUCAACGCCAUCAUCGCCGCUCUUCUCGCCCAGUCCCGCCGAUUCACCCAAUCCCAUUCUGAUGAGCCGGUUGUGGCAGAGGCAGAGCACCGGCAGAUCGGUGACACGUGUAAGGACAGCGAUUCGGGCGCCGCAGCAGAUCAUCUUGAUAGAAGAAAAGUUUAUUGCCAAAGCCUGUCGGAGGGAAAGGGCGAGGAUGGGAAUAAGACGGCGGGACGAGAAGUCCGGCGAUCGGAGACGGAGAAGGCGCGGGAAAAAUCGUAUCCGCAGGAUAAGCUGAGCAACGAGGAGUUCCGGCGCACGAUAGAUGCGUUUAUUGCAAAGCAGACGAGGUUACUGAGGGAAGAGUCGUUGGCCAUUUCGCUUUGUAAUUAA
This is a messenger RNA of Vigna umbellata (rice bean), 564 nucleotides long. The record is from RefSeq and is a predicted model, not a curated record. NCBI's taxonomy places the organism in Eukaryota, Viridiplantae, Streptophyta, Magnoliopsida, Fabales, Fabaceae.